Molecule: messenger RNA, 1680 nt
Organism: Hymenoscyphus albidus
Lineage: Eukaryota; Fungi; Ascomycota; Leotiomycetes; Helotiales; Helotiaceae
Source: the annotation of a GenBank genome assembly
AGCAAGCAAACGUAAGCAAGGGAGACUCUCUAUAAGCACUUAGCAAUAUAUAUACCAGUGGGGCGUCUUUCUUCAAGUCGCCACCUUGAGUACUUUCUUUCUCAAAGCUAUUCUUACUACCCCAAUCCAGUUGUGCUAUUUUUGUACUUUUAUUAUGGCUAUUGACCUCGACAUUGACGUAGCCCCUGGCCUUCGAGGCAUGCCUGAUGGACUUCCUCUAAUAGUUCCAGUCGACCGCAAGCUUUUUCCCGAUGGACUACGAACAAGUGGACAACAUCCGCCGAUAGAAAGUCAACUUGCUUCUUUAGAGGAGUUUCCUCGCGAGAUCACAGGGCCAACUGUUUGGGAACCAGAGGAGAUGACUUCAAAUCCUGAGGCAUGGAUUCAUCAUUGGACAGAAGAACAACGGACCGAAUUGCUGCAAGCGACUGAAAGGUUUAUUGCUUCAGGAAUGCCCCUCACAAGAAUUAGCAAGGUAAACUUCGUCACCGAGUACGAAGUUUGUUGGUGGCGUACAGUAGCUGACCCUCUCGUAAGGCAAACUUUCGCUUACCGAAUAUGGGUCCAAUGCUGCAAAAGGUCAGACAUGAUAUUCUUAAUGGCCGUGGAUUUAUUGUAUUCCGUGGGCUUUCUAUCGAAGAAUGGGGCCGGUACAGAGCAGCUGUAGCGACUAUGGGUUUGAGUGUCCAUUUCGGCUACCUUUUAUCGCAAAAUAAGCUGGGCUUGAUUCUUGGACACGUAACCAAUCAGGGAGCCGACUACAACAACCGUCUCGAUACCAUUAAGAUCUCGGCUACUAAUGCACCGUGAGUACUCAGUCUUACUCACAUCGUCUCAGAUGACUUGCAGCUGAUCCACUUACUAAUCAUGUGUUUACAGGCAAUUCUAUCAUACUGACGAAACCGACAUCGUAGGGCUGCUUUUCCUUGCGCCGGGUGAAACGGGUGGUGCUUCUGGAUGCGCGUCAGCACACACCGUUUGGAACACCUUGGUGAGAGAACGGCCUGAUGUUGCGAAAACAUUGGCAUCUCCCAUCUGGCAUGUUGAUCGCAAGGGAGAGGUCACGCCUGGGCAGAGUCCUUGGUUCACCAAUCCGAUAUUCUUUGUGGAGCCGGGUGGGCAAGGGCGUGUAUAUUGCAAGUAUGUCAUUUUCACGCCCUUUGGAAAAACCAACACCUAUGGAAUCAAACCGAUUGGCUAAUCUCUUGGUAUUUUAGAUGGGACCCGUAUUUCGUCAAGUCACUCACUCGAUUUAGUGAUAAAGGGCUCAUACCACCACUGUCGGCUGCUCAGAUUGAGGCAAUGGAGGUUUUGGAAGCAACCUGCCAGAGACAUGGUCUAGUUUACGAUUGUGAGGUUGGAGAUAUCCAGUUUGUGUCCUGCUGCCAGACUUUUCAUUCGCGGACCGGCUUCACGGAUCCGCCCGCUCCAAAGCCAAAACGUUAUCUGCUGCGAACUUGGAUGGGGACUCCAGAGCAUGAAGGUGGAUGGUGUCUUCCUUUUCACGAUAGCUGUUAUCCUAAGCGAGGGGGGAUUCAAGUUGACAAUACCCCUCCAAGAGCUGAGCCUCUCAUAACAGCCGGUGGCACGGACUGAAAGGCAUUGGUGGGGUUUUACUGGUUAUAGAUUAUUGAAAGAAUAGAAUUAAAACUUUUAGCUCUAGAUGUGCAUGGAUUAUUG